ACCAAGUAGCAUAGAUUCAUUCAUGGAUAUUCCUCCACUACUACAACAACUGUCCCUGACUAUUAGGGUUUUACCUUAUCCCCAACAUCAAUGGCGCUUUCUUCUCUCUACACACCAAAUUCCACUCUCUUCCCACCUCACUCUGUUUACUUAGGAUUCAAUUCAAUCAAAACAACAAGAAGCAGAAGAACCAGCUGUAGCAGGCUUCCUGUUUCAUCGUCACAUUCAAAUCCUAAAAUUCUCAAGUCCAAUCGCAGGUCUAGGUUCGGUCAGAGACUCUCACCUUACGAUAACGAUAACGAACACCAAGCUGUUGAUGAUGAUGAUGACGACGAAGACGAAUAUGAUUGGCUCUCCGAUGACCCUGGACCAGGUUUUGAUAAUGAUAAACACAAACGCAAGGCACAAGCCACAACUAAUGGCAGUAUCAACGGAGGCAGCAUGUACUCAAGGAUGGGUCGGAAACAAAAGAUUAACGGAAAUGGAAAGGUCAUGUUAGAUAGAAACAACUACACGGGGAAAGAUAAGCAGGAAUCAGGGAAAUCUUCAAAGAACAAAUAUCGGCGUUUACUAGACGACAUAGAUGUUGACGAAAAAUGGUUUCCAUUACUCGACUACCUCGGAACAUUCGGCCUCAAAGAUUCUCACUUUAUACAAAUGUACUCGCGACACAUGCCAUCACUUCAAAUAAACGUUACCGCAGCAAAAGAAAGACUGGACUACUUAAUGAGUGUCGGUGUAAAAACUAAAGACAUAAAAAAAAUACUCAUGAGACAGCCACAGAUCCUACAGUAUACGGUCGAAAGCAAUCUCAAAUCCCACGUGGCGUUUUUGGUCAGUUUGGGCAUUCAAGAUUCAAGAAUCGGGCAGAUAAUAACCGCUACUCCAUCUAUUUUCUCGUAUAGUGUGGAAAAUUCGUUAAAGCCUACGGUUCGGUAUUUAAUCGAAGAAGUCGGUAUUAGAGAAAGUGAUUUAAGUAAAGUUGUGCAGCUGAGCCCGCAAAUUUUGGUCCAACGGAUCGAUAAUUCAUGGAAUGCUCGGUAUCGAUUUCUUUCGAAAGAACUUGGAGCUCCCCGUGACAGUAUCGUUAAAAUGGUUACUAAGCAUCCACAACUUCUUCAUUAUAGUAUUGAAGAUGGUUUAUUACCGAGAAUUAAUUUUUUACGGAGUAUUGGAAUGCACAAUUCGGAUAUAUUGAAAGUGUCGACUAGCCUCACACAGGUGUUUUCACUAUCCCUUGAGGGAAAUUUGAAGCCGAAAUACUUAUAUUUAGUCAACGAACUUCAAAACGAGGUCAAGUCGUUGACCAAAUACCCUACAUAUCUAAGCUUAUCCCUAGACCAGAGAAUUCGUCCCCGUCAUAAGUUUUUGGUUGCGCUAAAAAAGGCUCCGGAAGGACCGUUUCCUUUGAGUUCAUUCGUUCCAAACGAUGAAAGCUUUUGUCAACAGUGGGCGGGAACUAGCGUAGAUAAAUAUUUAGCAUUCCGCCAAAGGUUAUUACUCAAAGAUUUAGCAAAAAAGUAUGAACGAUCGUGACCCUGCAUUUCCCGCCAAAAUUUUUGAUAGUUUAUUCCUAGUAGAAUAUAUUUGGGAUGAAUUUUUAUUGGUAGCUUAUGCGUUGUCGAUUGGCUUUUUGUUUUAAUGCAGGUAGUGAUCCGGUUUUAUUAAACUAGUAUUGAGACAAGUUGUAGCUCGUGCCAAGACCGUCUUCAAACUGAUGCUUUUAAGGUUAAAUUUGGUUCUACAAGAAGACGUUGGAAAUAGUUUACCUGAGGAAUAUCGAGGCUAGCUAGCCCCGGUUUAAUCUUUUUUGUAUACGUAUGAACACGCAAAGUAUGUUUUAUAAUUUCUUAUUAUUUUUGUAAAAUCUUGCAGGCAUGAAAUGUAAGUAGAAAGGUAUAGUUGUUAAUGGGGCGGGGCAUUCAUAUAGUUUCUGGUUCUGAUACAUGAAGGUUGAGUUUGUAUGUAUGAAAAACACUCUUUUUGCUUA
Molecule: messenger RNA, 1990 nt
Organism: Helianthus annuus (common sunflower)
Lineage: Eukaryota; Viridiplantae; Streptophyta; Magnoliopsida; Asterales; Asteraceae
Product: transcription termination factor MTERF9, chloroplastic
Exons: 7
Coding region: 91-1536 (481 amino acids)
Biological process (GO): regulation of DNA-templated transcription
Molecular function (GO): double-stranded DNA binding
Source: RefSeq, a predicted model, not a curated record